AUGACCAAGUCCCUUCCACGCACGUACUCAGUGCCGGUGACAGCAGUCGCCGACGCGGCCUCGGCGCCGUUCGUGCGCACCGUGUCGGCGCCCGGGCCCAAGCCGCGCGACCAGCUCUACGACGAGUAUGACGUGGUGCUAACGCAGGCGUUGCCGCUCAGCUUGCGCUUUGUCUUUGAGACGCUGUGGCGCGACCCGCAGUUCACAAUCGACUGCCUCACCUUCGUGCGCGAGACCAACAUUGACGUCAGCGCCUGGUCGACAUCGCCCGUGACGUACACGGCGUUCGAGCGGCCCGAGACGUUCAUGGCCGAGCGCCGUGUGAGCUUUACGCACAACAAGAAGAAUUUCAUUGGGCCAAGCUCGAUUCCCACGGUUCAAGUGCAUCGCUAUGUGUACGAAGAAGACACGCAGCUCAUUGUGAGCACAACAUCGACGGUCUCGGACGCACCGUACUGCGACUACUUCCGCGCCGAAGCGCGCUGGGUCUUCACGUACCGCAGUCCGACCGAGUGCCAUGUUGAGAGUGGCAUGCGUCUUAAGUGGUCGAAAACAACGUGGCUGAGAGGACAGAUUGAAGGAUUUGCCAAGACCGAGUCGGCGCAGAUCAUGCAGUUUUGGGUCAAGAAAGCUCUCGAAGCCCACGCCAAGCUCCACCCGGUUGCCGGCGCACCGGCAACGACGAUCUCGGAGCCUAUGGAGCUUGUCAAGCCCGCCGGGUUGACGCCAGAAGCGUCGCUGCUCUACAUGCGGUGGGCCAACCUCAUCUGUCUCGGCGUCUUUAUCGCGGUCAUGCUGCAGUUUGCCAUCUCGGUGCACAGUUUGCGGUCAGCGACGGCCGAAGCUGUCCGCCUCCAAAAAGAGCAGCACCGUCUCUUGUCGAUCAAGCACUGGCCGUCGUCGCCCGAGCGACAGCACAUCGUUCGUGCGUUGCGCCACCUGCACGAAGAUACGUCGGACACGGAGGAUCACGCGACGCGGACGCCGCAAGGGCAAGAAGGGUACGGCGGCGGUGGCUACGCUGGUGGUGGCUACGGCCUCGGCGGCUACGGCUAUGGCGCCAACAUUUCUCCGUUUGGUGGCGCCAACGCGAACGCCGGCGCCGUCGCGAGCUCGUCGGCUCGGAACGAAGCCAACUCGCUCAACAAGGCCAACGCGGGCACGUCGGCCGAGAAGAAAGCCGACCAAAGCGACAUUUUUUACGAAAAGCUCAUCAUCUUCAAGAAGAGCCACAACCGCGUGAAGGAAGCGGCCGCGUCGGACCAAAAUCAACUCAACAAGAACAGCGUGUCCCAGUCGGCCGACCAGCUCAAGCUCGCACAGCAAAGCCAAAACGUCAACUAG
Saprolegnia diclina VS20 is the source of this 1344-nucleotide messenger RNA. RefSeq lists its product as hypothetical. Bases 1 to 1344 code for a protein of 447 amino acids. Lineage: Eukaryota; Oomycota; Saprolegniomycetes; Saprolegniales; Saprolegniaceae. The transcript has 5 exons. The record is from RefSeq and is a predicted model, not a curated record.